This is a messenger RNA of Cyprinus carpio (common carp), 729 nucleotides long. It is a transcript of the gene bnip1a, whose product is annotated as vesicle transport protein SEC20. Gene Ontology annotation, biological process: retrograde vesicle-mediated transport, Golgi to endoplasmic reticulum. Gene Ontology annotation, cellular component: endoplasmic reticulum; SNARE complex. NCBI's taxonomy places the organism in Eukaryota, Metazoa, Chordata, Actinopteri, Cypriniformes, Cyprinidae. The record is from RefSeq and is a predicted model, not a curated record. Gene Ontology annotation, molecular function: SNAP receptor activity.
AUGAGUGCUUUGGGGGCCGGAAGUCAUCAGCGUCCAGAGUGCAGGGUCCGAAUAUGAGAACAAGAAAUCAUCAGGUUUGAUUUAGAAAUAAAAGCUCUCGUUCAGGAUGUCAGUGAAUGGACAGGAGCACAACUCAAACUGGCAGUUCAGUUGAAAGAAAAAUUCAACAAUCUUAGACAACGGAUUCAGGAUCUGGAGCAAAUGGGAAAAGAACAGGACAAAGAGUCUGAGAUACUCAAUAAAGCAGAAGGACAUCAGAAACAGAUGCUUAGUAGUAAGACCGCUUGGAGGAAGGCCAGUCUCGCCUGUAAACUCUCCAUUGAUUGGCUGGAGAAGGAUGAUUUGUUAAAUUCAGAGGACAUGUGGAUAAGACACAGAAAGAUGAGCAAAGAAAGCCUCACUCAGACCUCAGAGAGUCUGAUGAGCAUCAGCCGGAUGAUGGCACAGCAGGUCCAGCAGAGCGAGGAGACUAUGAGCACAUUAGUUGGGGGUCUGGCAAGUUUUCCAUUUUAUCUGAGUCUGCAUGCUUGGAAAUUAAUAUUUUAUCAUUCGUUCAACUCCUGUAGCGACGUCUUCCAGGCCUGUGUUGGAAACCCAUGAAGAGUUUAAAGCCAUGACAGGAACUAUACAGCUGGGCAGAAAGCUGAUCAUUAUAUACAAUGGCAAGAUGGCAUGUGAUGUGUUACUGUUGACUGAACAAACUAUUAAAGCAACAACUCAUUUGUGUUA